Camelina sativa (false flax) is the source of this 927-nucleotide messenger RNA. The record is from RefSeq and is a predicted model, not a curated record. Lineage: Eukaryota; Viridiplantae; Streptophyta; Magnoliopsida; Brassicales; Brassicaceae.
AUGGCGUUUAUUGGUUCUGUUAUCUUUGGAGUUACUACAAGACAAGAUCUUAAAGAUGGUGUGAUGAAGAGAUGGUAUCUGAGACCAGAUAGCUCCAGAAUCUUCUUUGACCCCAAACGAGCUCCCGUGGCUGCGGUCUAUCACUUUCUAACGGCGAUUAUGCUCUACAGUUAUUUCAUUCCUAUAUCUUUGUAUGUCUCAAUAGAGAUUGUUAAAGUCCUUCAGAGCAUCUUCAUCAACCAGGAUAUACACAUGUACUACGAGGAAGCUGACAAGCCAGCUCGUGCUGUAAUGUCCAGCGACAUUGCGAUUGCUCAAUUUAGAUAUCUGGAACGUUUGUUACUAGUCCAUGGACAUUGGUGUUACAGGCGUAUCUCGACAAUGAUUUGCUACUUCUUCUACAAGAACAUUACAUUCGGUUUCACGCUCUUCUUAUAUGAAACAUACACAACAUUCUCAUCGACACCUGCAUACAACGACUGGUUUCUAUCUCUUUAUAAUGUCUUUUUCUCAUCCCUUCCGGUUAUUGCUCUUGGUGUCUUCGACCAGGAUGUCUCUGCACGGUAUUGUCUAAAGUUUCCGCUCUUAUACCAAGAAGGUGUGCAAAAUGUUCUAUUCAGCUGGCGCAGGAUACUUGGCUGGAUGUUCAACGGAUUCUACAGUGCAAUAAUCGUUUUCUACCUCUGCAAAAGUUCUCUCCAAUCUCAAGCUUUCAACCACGAUGGGAAAACUGCAGGAAGAGAAAUCCUAGGGGGGACAAUGUACACUUGCAUUGUGUGGGUUGUGAAUUUGCAGCUGGCUUUAGCUAUCAGUUACUUCACUCUGAUCCAGCACAUUGUCAUUUGGAGCUCCAUCGUUGUUUGGUACUUUUUCAUCACGGUGUACGGAGAACUUCCAGCAAAUAUAUCAACCGGUGCAUAUAAAGUC